Molecule: messenger RNA, 534 nt
Organism: Prunus armeniaca (apricot)
Lineage: Eukaryota; Viridiplantae; Streptophyta; Magnoliopsida; Rosales; Rosaceae
Source: the annotation of a GenBank genome assembly
AUGAGUGAAGGCGAUCAUGUGUGGAGCACGGACAUGUUGGAAGUCAGCGAUAGAUGGGUAGGGGAGGUUGGCGACGGUCCGCUCGUUCCUCUCACCUACUGUGAUGAAAAUGACAUCCACAAGAAGCUCAAUCUAGGCCCGAACACGAUCAAUGUUCAUCAAGCUUUAAACAUCCUUGCCAGGUUCUGUGGAUUGUGCUGGUUGCUGAGUGAACAUCAGAAGGAGGCUGAUGGUCUGCCCCCAGCCGAAGAUGUUGAAAGAUGGGAGCUGCAUGGCUCGGACCUAGAUGAUCUGCCAGUUGAGCAGGAGAAGUCCUCGACCAAGCUUCCUCAUUCUUCCACGAGCAAGUCUUCUGUAAUGGGGUCUCGUUUGCUGGGAAUGUCCCUAUGGGAGUUGCUUCUUCAUCUGCCAGGAUCAAGCACUUCGUCAGCACGAACAGUAAGAAGAUCAGUUGCUUGUGCCGAUCUUGGGAUCAAACUGAGAGGACUGUACAUAUGUCUAGCAAUCACGACUCGUCUGCAAAGCCACGAAUAG